Messenger RNA from Frankliniella occidentalis (western flower thrips), 3577 nucleotides. It is a transcript of the gene unc-45, whose product is annotated as protein unc-45 homolog B. Bases 188 to 3004 code for a protein of 938 amino acids. Gene Ontology annotation, molecular function: Hsp90 protein binding. The transcript has a single exon. Lineage: Eukaryota; Metazoa; Arthropoda; Insecta; Thysanoptera; Thripidae. The record is from RefSeq and is a predicted model, not a curated record.
GGGACCUAAGGGGAUGAGAGAGAGAGAGGAGAUUUAAUUUUCUAACCUACAUUCAGCAUGCCCAAAAAUAGAGUGUUGGUGUUCUCGAACGUCCGGUAGUUUUCUACCCUUUCUAUUCUGAAGUAAACAGCGCCGGGGUGGUUUUUAAGGCUGCGCCAACUGCUACGGGACUAGUUACUGUUCAAGAAUGGCGAAAGAAGGUGUGAACGGUGAGAAGACAUCUCAGCUGUGGAAAGAAGAAGGGAAUGCAGCAUUCAAGGAAAGUGAUUGGGUGGGAGCAAUACAGUGCUACACCAAAGCAAUCCAACUCACAAAAGAGGAGGGCCAGGAAAAGAGUGUGUAUUUGAAAAACCGGGCUGCCGCAUACCUCAAGUUGGGUGAAAAUGAAAAUGCCUUAUCAGAUUGUACUGCUGCCCUAGAUUUAGUACCCAAUGAUCCCAAGUCUCUAUUUCGACGUUGCCAAGCAUUGGAAGCGUUGGACCGACUUGAAGAAGCUUAUCGUGAUGCUCGCCAAGUUCAUACUGUUGAUCCUGGAAACAAGGCGAUUCAACCAGUAUUGGCACGACUUCAUAAUGUUGUUCAAGAACGUCUGAAGCUAAUGUCGCAGACUUCGAACAAGGUGGCUAAAAUGUUUGAGAUAGCCUUUGACAUGACAGCAGAUAGAGAAAAGCGUGAACAAGCUUUGAAUAACAUGGUUGUACUUGCCCGUGAAAAUGCUGGCAGUGAAGUCAUGUUCAAGGCAGGUGUCAUCAGCAAGAUAGCAUCUCUUUUAAAACUCGAAAAAAAUGAGGAAAUUUUCCUUGGUGGUGUUAGAAUUAUUGGUGAGCUCUGUAAAGAAAGCCUGGAUAGAACAAAAUCCAUCCUUCAGGAGUUAGGUGUGCCAUGGUUUUUGGAUAUUCUGAACUGUCAAAAAGAGCAGCAAGUAAAUGCAGCACAAUAUUGUUUGCAAACAAUAUUAAACACUUUAAGUGGAAUGACUAACAAACAAGACAGUAAACCAGAUCCUGAGUUGUGUGAACAAAAUAAGAAUGAGAUCGAUACCCUUCUCACUUGUCUAGUAUUUAGUGUGACCAGUCGCACAUUGUCAGGACUUGGAAGAGAUGCUAUCAUCGAGUUACUCAUGAGAAAUGUUCACUAUUCAACUUUAAACUGGGCUCAACGCCUCGUCGAGAUUCGUGGUCUACAGCGUUUGAUGGAAGUUGCGAGUGAGCUCAAGGAAUACAAAUAUGAAUCAGCUAUGGAAAUAACUGACUCGACUCGUUCGUUGGUCUCUGUUUGUCUUGCCAGGAUUUAUGAAAAUAUGUAUUAUGACAGGGCACGCCAAGAUUUUAUCAGCAACAUAGAUGAUUAUGUGAAAGGAAAAUUGAUCACCCCAGAGCUAGAAUCGAAAGUACGAGUUGUCGUAGCAUUGACUUCUCUUCUUCUUGGUCCCCUUGAUGUAGGCAACAAUAUUGUAGCACGGGAUGGAAUGAUGGAAAUGAUUCUUGUAAUGGCUGGUACAGAUGACAUUCUACAACAGAAAGUGGCUUGUGAAUGCAUAAUUGCAGCCAGUUCCAAAAAAGAUAAGGUGAAGUCAAUCAUUGGUCAGGGAGUUAAUAUUCUUAAGAAAUUGUAUCAGUCUAAGGAUGAUGGGAUCCGUGUACGAGCAUUGGUAGGCUUGUGCAAACUUGGUAGCAGUGGAGGAACAGAUGCAUCUAUUCGCCCAUUUGCAGAUGGAGCCACAACAAAGCUGGCAGAGGCCUGCCGCAGAUUUUUAAUUAGUCCGUCUAAGGACGCUGAUAUGAGAAGAUGGGCUGCUGAAGGCUUAUCAUAUUUAACUCUUGAUGCCGAUGUCAAGGAAAAGCUUAUUGCGGAUAAAGCAGCAAUUCAGGCUCUCAUUGAGCUUGCUAAAACUGGGAACCAAGCUGCUGUGUAUGGUGUUGUUACAACAUUUGUAAACCUUUGCAAUGCCUAUGAAAAGCAAGAGGCUAUUCCUGAAAUGGUUGAACUUGCCAAGUUUGCUAAGCAUCAUAUACCUGAAGAUCACGAGUUGGAUGAUCCAGACUUCAUUUCUAAAAGGCUCAUCAUUUUGGCUAAAGAGGGCAUCACUACUGCUCUGGUUGCCCUUUCUAAAACAGAGAGUCAUAACAGCAAAGAACUCAUUGCUCGUAUAUUUAAUGCUAUCUGCAGUCAACAAGAACUUCGAGGCCUUGUAGUUCAACAAGGUGGGGCCAAAGCUCUGUUACCUAUGGCACUCGAAGGUACAGAGAAGGGUAUAAGGCAAGCUGCUCAGGCUUUGGCUCGCAUCGGUAUUACAAUGAAUCCAGAGGUAGCAUUUCCAGGACAACGAAAUGUAGAAGUCAUCCGGCCUCUGAUUUCCUUGCUUCAUCCUGAAUGUACAGCCUUAGAAAAUUUUGAAGCAUUGCUUGCCCUCUGUAACUUGGCAGGUUUGAAUGAAACAACCAGAUUGCGAAUAAUUAAAGAACAUGGUGUACCCAAAAUUGAGGGGUACAUGUUUGAAGAGCAUGAAAUGCUGAGACGUGCAGCUACUCAAGUCAUCACAAAUUUAAUUUUGUCACCUGAAGUUGUCAAAAUGUAUGAAGGGAAGAACGAUAAAACCAAAUAUCUUGUACUUCUCAGUGCUGAUGAAGAUACUGAAACGGCAAUGGCAGCUGCUGGUGCCCUUGCCCAACUUACAGCUGUAAGCAAGAAAUGCUGCAAGAAAGUAUUUGAAGUGGAGAGUUGGAUUGAAAGUAUACAAUCUCUUCUUGGGAACCCAGAUACUGGUCUUCAGUACAGGGGUGUCUACAUUGUCAACAAUUUGAUGCAAUCCUGCAAAGAGGUAGCAGAAAAACUGAUUUCAACAGAUAUCAUGGAAAUUCUAAUGGCCCUGUCCCUUCUGGAAGAUGGUGAUGAAAAAGUUAAGAAGUAUGCCCUUGAGGCACUGAAGUCUGCGGAACAAUGGAAAUUAAUAAAGAAACCUGGAGAAAACACUGAUGAAGAAAAUGAAGAUGAUUUGGAGUAAUAGCAUACUGAUAGACCAAAGAUUAUUGUGUUUGUUGUAAUUGUCACUGUAUUCAUCUUUUUAGCAUUUUGAAGACCUAUUUAUUAUAUUGUUUUAGUUUGAACUGAAGACUUAUCUCUACCAGAAGUGGUCCAAUUAGUGAUCUAGCAAUGGGUUUCCCCACUUAAAAGUACUUAAUAUCUCUAAAUUUUAUGUACCUGUGUUUUAAGCAGCAUGUAGUUUUGCCUCACUUUAAAAUGGAAAGUAUCUCUUAGGCAAACCCAUUAAGAAGAGUAUUUUCAAAGCCAUUCUGCCUUUAUCAAAUUUGUUAUGAAUUAAAUUCAUUUUUUAUUGUAUUUUAUACUUAACCUAGUUCUGCUAGAUUUCCUACAGUAUUGACCCUGUUAUUGUUAAGAUUAUUUAUUUGUCUGAGUUUUUGGCUCAGUUCACUUUGUAUAAUAAAAAUAUCUGAACUAUCCAGACUUAAUCAAUGUUCAGAAAGCUGACUGUGUGACAUCAGUGAUUGGUGAAAUUUACUGUCACCUAUCACAGUUGAGAUGUAUUACGUGAAAAUAUUAAAUUGUUUUUACCAAA